AUGGCUCCAAAACUAAAUCCAAGAAGAGGUUCUAGUCAAGUGAAUAUUGAAAACGAAGAUGCAACAAAUGAAGGAGAAGUAGAAACUGUAAAAGCAAAAUGGGAUGAUUGGAAUACUGAAAUAUUUUUGACUAUCUGUGUGGAAGAGAUACGAGAUGUUGGACAAGAGACUGGUCUUGGUUGGGAUCAUGAGAAAAAAACAGUGUUAGCUUCUGAAUCUUGGUGGACUGAUAAGAUUAAUAUUAAUCCAGAAUUCGCUAAGUUUAAGAAUGAAGGUCCUAAAUCUUUAGAUAGGCUUGAACAAUGUUUUAAGGACAUCGUAGCUACUGGUUAUAGUGCUUGGGCGCCAUCGGAAGAUCCAAAUCCUGAAGAAUUUAAUCAGAACAAUGAGGGUUUCGAGAGUGGAGGUGACAUGAAUUAUACAAAUGAAUUUAUUGAAGAAGACAUUGCAAAUUAUACAGUUGUUCAAAGCCCUACUAGAGAGAAAAGAAGGAAAACUUCUAACAAAAAAGUUGAGAAACGAGCUGGAAUAGCAUCUAGAUUACAGGACUCACUUGAUCGUAUUUUGGUUGGUGUGGAGUCAAAAGCUGCAACUAAGGGAGAUGAUCCUUACUCCAUCGAAAAUUGCAUCAAGUUGCUACGCAAAUUACCUGGCCUAGAACCAUAUAGUCCACAGUUCUAUUUGGGAAUUAGAUUAAUGGCUAAGCCACAAUAUAGAGAAACUUUCAUUGCAUUGAGUGAUGAUCCCAAUCAACAACUUGGAUGGCUAGAAUCUUUUAAAUUGGAUGAUAUGAACCGUCUCUAA
Arachis ipaensis is the source of this 804-nucleotide messenger RNA. RefSeq lists its product as uncharacterized. NCBI's taxonomy places the organism in Eukaryota, Viridiplantae, Streptophyta, Magnoliopsida, Fabales, Fabaceae. The record is from RefSeq and is a predicted model, not a curated record.